Xiphophorus maculatus (southern platyfish) is the source of this 2692-nucleotide messenger RNA. RefSeq names its product protein regulator of cytokinesis 1 (gene prc1b). The record is from RefSeq and is a predicted model, not a curated record. Gene Ontology annotation, biological process: microtubule cytoskeleton organization; mitotic spindle midzone assembly. Gene Ontology annotation, molecular function: microtubule binding. The transcript has 14 exons. The coding region runs from base 107 to 1924 and encodes 605 amino acids. Gene Ontology annotation, cellular component: mitotic spindle midzone; spindle; cytoplasm. Lineage: Eukaryota; Metazoa; Chordata; Actinopteri; Cyprinodontiformes; Poeciliidae.
UGACCAACGGACUGAGGUGAAAUCAGCCAGAGCGGAGAUCUUCGUCGUCUUGUUUUCUCGAAUAAAAGCGUUUGUAUAAACUUUUCUGAAGCUGUGGGAUUUAACAAUGAGGAAGAGCGAGGUGCUCGCAGCAGAGGCUGUAUCGUGUCUGAACAAGUCGCUGUGCCACCUGAAGGACAUUUGGGAAGAGAUCGGCAUCCCGGAGGACCAGAGACUGCAGAGGACUAAUGUUGUCAAAAACCACAUUAGGAACCUACUGGAGAUGAUGGUGAAAGAGGAAGAAUCACUGAAGAAAAGACUCGUAAGCAGCAUCCAGACCUGCAGGACAGAGAUGGAGAAACUCUGUUUAGAGCUCCAGAUUCCUGUUUUUGAGGAGGAAGAUGGUAUUAGCAUGCUGCAGCAGGAGAAGAACAUCCGGACUGAGGUGCAGGCUCUGAUGACGGAGCGGAACCGGCGGAUGCAGCAGCUGAAAGCUCUGCUGGAUCAGGAUCAGGACCUGUGCGACGUUCUGUGCUCCAUGCCGUACGGCGUUGCCGCGGAUUGCGUCCCCUCGCUGGAGCAGCUGGAGAACUUCCAGCUGCACAUCGCCCAGCAGAACGAAGAGAAGGCGAGGAGAUACUCUGAGUUCACGGAGCUGAAGAAGCAGAUCAUUCUGCUCAUGGAGGAGCUGGACCACUUCCCAGAGACCAGCUUCGAGAAAGACGUCGUCUCUGAGGAUGAGGACGCCUUCUGUCUGUCCAGGGACAACAUCACGUCUCUCAAGCUGCUCCUGUGUCAGCUGGAGGAGCGGAAGGCGGAGAACGAGGCGAUCUGCGAGAGCCACAGAGAGAAGAUCCAGCAGCUGUGGGACCGACUACAGGCUCCCCAGGAGGAGAGGCAGCUUCUGAACGAGCACAUGGUGGCAUCCAGGAGGAGGAACCUGGAGGCGUUACAAACAGAAGUGCAUCGCUUGGAGGAGCUUCAACUACACAACAUCCGAAACGUGACGGAAGCCAUUCGUUCAGAGAUCGCCGUGUUUUGGGAAAAGUGUUUUUUCAGCAUUGACCAACGACAGGAUUUUGCACCAUAUUUCAGUGAGGAUUUUAAUGAGGAGCUGUUGGCUCUGCAUGAUGCUGAGAUUCAACGCCUAAAGCAACAUUAUGAGGAUCACGAAGAACUCUUCGAGGGAGUUCAGAAGUGGGAAGAAAGUUGGAGGCUCUACUUAGAACUUGAAAGAAAAGCCACAGAUCCAACACGGUUUGCUAACAGGGGAGGAAAUCUUCUUAAAGAGGAGAAACAAAGGUCAGAGCUUCAAAAAAACCUCCCAAAGCUGGAAAAGAAACUGAAAGCCCAGAUAGACGCGUGGGAGGACGAGCAGGGCCGGGAGUUCCUGGUGAAUGGUCAGAUGUUCCUGCAGUACGUGGCAGAGCAGUGGGAGCUGCACCGGAUCGAGAAGGAAAAGGAGAAACUCGAGAGGCACCUAAAGAAGAGCAAACAGACGGAGGAGGACAUGCUGUACGGAACCGCAGUACGAACCCCAGCCAAGCGAAGGUUCCUGGGCACCACAACGCCCAAUAAAUCCAGAAAGCUGAAUGCCACCUCCAGCAUGUCCAGUGGGGCCUCCAACAGCACCAUGCGCUCCGUUCACUGCGGCACCGUCUGUCGCUCGCCCUUGCCUCGCCUCCUUCUCUCCGCUAACAAGACUCCAGCGGCUCGGACGCCGGGCGGCAGUAAGCCCCCCCACCCCAGGACUCAGGACUGCAACAAGGAGAACGAGGCCCAGGGCAAGGCGACCCCCGUGAGUGGUGCGUUGCAGACCCCACAGCGUAACUUCAGCAUGGCUUCUGUAGCCAGCACAUACUCAGAGUUUGUGCGAGAUCUGUCCAAGUCCUCCAACCCCAAGAUCCAGCACAACAUCCUGAACUCCACCACCUCCAACCACUGACUCUCCCACUCUGAGGGUCACAAAAUCCUUAAUUGAAAACUAAACCUGCUCCGGAACAGAGGAGGGUCACUACUGUUCACUGCUUCUUGCUUUUAUGGAUAAAUGAAGGUAUUUAUAUUGAGUGUAAAGUGAGGGAGGAAGAUGAUGUUGGGAACUGAAGGUGCUGUCCAUUCCAAAUGAAUAUAUAAAUGAACACUAUCUUUGUUCUUGGAUGUCUACGGUGGUAUAUGAGGGCAAUUGUAGAAAGUAAAUUUUCUGCAAAAAACUCAGAAAUUUUCUAGAAAAAAACUUCUGAGGUUUUUUUUGUCAAUUUUCUGAGAUUUAUUCUCAAAAUUUGACUUUCAUUCAAGCAAAUCUUCAACUUUUCCAACUCUACCGAAACUUUUUGUGCCGUCGUAGAUGUCUGCCAGUUAUUCAGAUGUAUAAAGUAUUUUCUAUUAUAAACUGCACAAUUUUUCAUAUUAUUUAGAUGAACUAGUGUUAAGCUUUCUGAUUUUAUGCGGACAGGGGUUACAGUCCAAAUGUACUAUAAAUGCGGUGCACUUUUUGUUGAAUGUUUUGCAACUUGUAUAAUUUUGUGCUCACACUGUUAUUUCUUUCCAAAUCAGUUUUGUUAAUUGUGUGCAUUUAUGUAUCUGCUCUUUUCUGAUGAUUUUAGGCCAUUAAAACUGUUGAUGCAGCGCAGAAAUUAACUCACAUGGCUUCAGUAUCAUGGCUGAUUUGGAAAAAGUUGGUCAAAAUAAAAUAAAUGUUUUUUUCAAUAAAUUA